AAUUGUUUACACGACCUUGAUUGUCAUUUAAAGUCAACACGCGAUGAAAAAAAUUACACCAACAAUUAAACCAAUUUAAUUAAUUAAGCAAGCGCCACAAUUCGGUCAAUCACUCAAAAUGCGACACUUGAUCUGGUUCAGCUUUCUCACAAUUUCGGUAGCGCACGAGUUGCCGCCAACGUUUCAAAAAUGCGCCAGAAAGGACCCAAAUUUUGGGCAAUGUAUGGUCAAGGCGGUCCAGAAUGCCGUAGGGCAGCUCACUAGACCCAUCAAAGAGGUGGGUCUGCCCGCCGUUGACCCAUUGGUGGUACCAUCGAUGACCAUCGCACCGGGGGAUGGGCCCACGAAGUUCCAGCAAAAUUACAAAAAUAUGGAAGUUAAGGGCUUUUCCAAAGGGCAAUUUACCAAGUUUGAUUUUGAUUUUGAGCAAAAAAUUGUCACAUUUGAGGUGGAAUUCCCCCAGUUGGUGUUUGAGUUUGAGUAUGAUUUCAAUGGGACUAUUCUGGUGCUACCUUUUCAAGGUCAUGGGCCUGGAGAGGCCAUUUUUGAAAACAUGAAAUACUUCUUUGAGUUUUGGUUGCAAGAAUAUACGAGGGACGGUCAAAAACACUACAAAGUCGUGCAAAAUCGUCUUGUCCUCGAACCUGAUUUAAUCAAAUUUAAAUUUGAUAAUUUGUUUGAUGGUGAUAAGGACUUGAGUGAUAAAGUUAAUCAAGUGUUUAAUGACAACAGCAAGGAGGUUUUUGGCGACGUUAAGCCGAGCUAUGAGUCGGCUUUUGGCCACAUUUUUGCAAAUAUUUUCAAUCGUUUGUUGGCCAGAGUGCCAAUUGUUGACCUGUUUGAGGCGUAAAAAUAAAUAAAUAAAUAAUUUAAUUGAACUGGUUUUCCUAUUUAUGCACUUAUUUUUAGCAACGGUUCAAAAAAUCAAAAUAAACAAACUGUGAUAAUGAUAACAUUGAACAAAACAACCUUGUUAUCUUGUUGACGCAAAAUUUCGAAUCUUAAUUCAAUUAAAGUCAAGAUGUGCGCAAAUUCGGUCGAAAUAUACAUUUACGACUUGCACCAAGACUCGAAUUGUUGGUGCAAGGACGAGUUUUUGCAAAUUUUGACCCCAGAUGACGAUAUACUACACUCCAGCGUGGUCGUCCAUGGAAGUGAAUACAGUUACGGCGAGGGAGGCGUCGAACAACACAAACCUAUAAAGUGAUAAUUUUGGUAGAAAUUACGGCCACAAUAUGUGACUGACUUGGACUUCGAGGAAGCCGUAAGUCGGAUCAAGCUAGUGGGGGAAACCCCUUUGACCAAAAUGGAAGUUGAAUUGUUGGUAAAAAAAAUGAAAAAUGACGCCAAUUGGUUGGCUUGUAAAUUUAAUCCAGUGGAACACAACUGCCACCAUUUUGCCGAUUUCUUUGUUAAAUUGUUGUGCGGGAAGGGGACUGCAUUACCGGCCGAAAUUUAUAAUUUUAAUAGGAAAUUGUUGGAGUGUAGGGAAUGGUGGAUUUGUGAAUUUUACCAAAACGACUAAAACAGUUUUGUGUAUUUUUUUUAAGUAUUUAAUUAAUAAAAAGUGUCAACUCUU
Tribolium castaneum (red flour beetle) is the source of this 1579-nucleotide messenger RNA. RefSeq lists its product as uncharacterized. The transcript is spliced from 7 exons. The coding region runs from base 119 to 850 and encodes 243 amino acids. The record is from RefSeq and is a predicted model, not a curated record. Lineage: Eukaryota; Metazoa; Arthropoda; Insecta; Coleoptera; Tenebrionidae.